AAUUCGUGCUGGUCAUCCGUUUUUUCUUGUUUCACCAAACUGGGCGCAUUCCUUUUUCCUCCCACCUUUUUCUUCGCAGCAACAACAACAACAAGAAGAACAAGAACAAGAACGGCGACGACGAGAGAGCCGCCGGCUGCGGGCAGGAUAAAACAAUAAACGGGACCCAUUAAUCUGCGCUGACUCUCGCUGCUCUCCAUUGUUGCUGGUCUGUUUGCUCUAAUAAUGCCUUAUCCAUAAGGGCUCCUCUCUCUUUCACAGCCUCGCCGGCCGCCCGGGUAUUUCAAGAAACUGGGGGCAUAGCAGCUCAAGAGCCCUGUAUCCUUCGCUUCUCCGCUCGAUUGCCAGUCACUCAGGUCGACUUCAUAACUGUGUCCCAGCGUAUUUGGCGUGUCGCAGUCGCAUCGGUCGAGUUCUUGUCGAAUCUCAGCCGAACGCCCUACAGCCCAGCCGAACGAGCGAACGCCAUGGCUACCGUCUCAGCACCGCAAACCCCGAACCUGAACGGGGCGCAGAUGGUCGACCCUACACGGCCAGGCGAAUAUCCGAUACUCCUGGGGGACAAGCUGGCGGGGAGGGAUAAUGCACGAAACCGCCAGUUUGUGAAUGUGACAUACAACUACAAGACCAAGGGCAACACACCGCAACAGAAGACGACCAUCUACCCGGCCGGAGCCCCAGACCGGUACAAGUUGACGAUACAGAGCAAGGCAGGCAAUGCAGAGCAGACGGACCUGACCUAUGUCUACAGCGGUGGAGUCGACCCUGAAUCGUCGUCGUCUACGGCUUCAAAGUCCGAGACCAGCAACUUGGUCCUGAUAUUUGACCCAAGACGCAAGGCGUUCAUCCUUGAGCCGGUGUCGACCAGAUUGAACUUCAAUCUGAAAUCGGCGCCGGGGAAGACGGACCGACAGGUUUCAGAGCAAUACCCCCAAUUGAGCACUUCUUUUUCAAACAACGAUCAGGCUGCGGGAGAUAAACAGGGGGAGAACGAAAGCGAAGAAGAGGAUGUAGGACCAGCGGAUGAAGAGAAUCCUUACGACUACAGACACUUUCUGCCCAAGAACAAGGCAGAGCAGAGCAGUAGCAGCGGUGCCGGCAGCAAACAGAGUGCCGUGGAGGCCGGCUCAGCGCCUGGCACUCCGGAUCCUCACUUGGCUACGAGCAGCAAACCUGCAGCACCUCGGUCAGUGCCAGCAGCACAAGUACCACCAGCAGCAACAGCAGCAGCAGCAGCAGCAGCUCCUGCAGCUGCCAAAGCAAAACCAAAGCCCAAGCCGAAACCUGCACCAAAGAGUAAAGCCAACCCGCUCCGUCCUCCGAAACAGCGGAAUCCCAAGGCUGCUUCAUCCGCUGCUACUGCAGCUGCUAGCAGCACCAACACCAGCAGCGGGAAUGCGAAUAAUGCUUCUACAAAGGCCAAGGAGCCGGAGGAGCCAGCAGCGCCACCCGUCGCUAUUGCACUCCCGCCCAAGCCUGAGCUGGUUGAGGACUCCAUUAUCCCAUCUGUAGAGACGCCGGAUCUGGUGGGAACGUACUCUGCCUCUGAUGAUGAGCCCAAGAGGCUGGCCGGGUCACCUGGCAGCAACAUCAUCGUGGAUGGGGAUCUGAUCAUCGACAUGGGCUCCCCUCCGCCGCAACGACCGGCCUUUAAGAUCGACCCUAGCCAUUUUGCAUCCAACAACACUUCGGCCAACGAGGCAGGCUACAACAGCGAUGACGAGGAAGAUGUAGAAGAACCCCGGCCAUCGUUCUUUGGCAGACGGCCAGUGCAGGAAGAAGAGGAGGAAGAGGAAGAAGAAGACGAAGACGAAGACGAGACGAUGGAAGAUGCCCAGGCUGCAGGUCAUGCGGACGGAGACGAGGAGCCAGCGGACUUUGAAGACGAUCUAGUGGCCGAGAUGGAAGCGGCGCUUGAAGAGAGUGCCAGGGAGGAAGAAGCAAGACUGGCGAUGGAGCAGCAGCAGCAGCAGCAGCAUCGAUACACCAACCAUGUCGAGAGUGAAGACGAGAGUGAAGUCAGCGAAGAAGAGUGA
Molecule: messenger RNA, 2036 nt
Organism: Trichophyton rubrum CBS 118892
Lineage: Eukaryota; Fungi; Ascomycota; Eurotiomycetes; Onygenales; Arthrodermataceae
Exons: 1
Coding region: 468-2036 (522 amino acids)
Source: RefSeq, a predicted model, not a curated record